UGAAGUGUAUGUGAGUGUGUGUUUACCCCCUCCGAGCGCUCAACUGUGGCCGGGCUCCUCCAACCAACCACAAUUCUGACAUUUAACUCCGGAAACACAAAUGCGAGCAGCGCUGCGUUACAUCUUAAAGCGAGACUAAACGGCGAGGCGUUUGAUCAGCUUUCAGGCGGCGGUCAGAACUGGCUACGAUGUCGAGGUCGGUGAAGAAGAGGCAGGCGGACCCCAAAGUGGUUCAGUACGUGUGGUCGGCCAUCGAAGUCAUCCGAAACCAGAAGCAGAUCGCAAACAUGGACAGAAUCUCAAAGUAUUUAAGUCGCGUGUACGGGAUGCAUCCAAAAGACACGGCCAGGCAGCUGGUCCUAGCGGUGAAAGAUGGGCUGGUGGUGGAGACCCUCACGGUUGGGUGCAAGGGAUCCAAAGCUGGGAUCGAGCAGGAGGGAUACUGGCUGCCCGGAGAUGAGAUGGAGCAGAUGUCAGAAGAAGUCAAGCCCUUUCUGCUCUCUGAAGCUCCUUUUGCAGAUGACUGGGAGGCAGAAAGUCAUGACUGGUACUGCUUUGAGUGUCAUCUUCCUGGAGAUGUUCUGGAAUGUGACGGAUGUUUUCGUGUCUAUCAUCUCCGGUGUGUGCCUGAGGACAAUCGGCCACGGGACACCACCUCCCAUUGGCAGUGUGGCAUCUGCAGGGGCAGUAAAAGGAAGAAUUUGAACAAACAGGAUAUGACGACAUACCUGAAGUUCAUUCUCGCUCGAAUGAAGGAAAGGGCUGUGGACUUGCACAAGAAAGGUAAAGAGUCGAAACAACCCAUAUACAAAAGACUGAUACACACACCUCUGGAUGUGGAUAACAUACAAGAGAACAUCUCAGAAGGGAAAUACAAAACCUUCGAAGAGUUCAGGGCUGACGCUCAGCUUAUAGUUCACAACAUAUGCAUUCUGCACGGAGUGAACAGCGAUCAAGCAGAAAUUGCCAGACUUCUCUAUAAUGACACGUGCCACGAGCUAAACGAGUUAAUGUUGUGCAGAAAUUGUUUCUAUCUCUCGAACGCAAGACCUGAGAACUGGUUUUGUUUCCCGUGUAGUCCAAAUCACGAGCUGGUUUGGGCCAGGAUGAAAGGGUUCGGUUACUGGCCGGCCAAAGUUUUGCAAAGGGAGGGCAGCCAGGUGGACGUCCGUUUCUUUGGGCACCAGCACCAAAGGGCUUGGAUUCCCUCCGACAACAUCCAGGAUAUCUCUGUCAGUGUGCAGCAGCUGCAGGUAAAGCGCAGCGCUGGCUGGAAGAAAGCAUGCGAGGAGCUGGAGCUUCAUCAGAAAUUUGUGAGGGAGGGCCGCACCUGGAAGGGGAAGCUGGAGGAGAAGAACGAUAGAUCAGACAGGCACGAAAGAUCAGAAAGGCACGAUAGAUCAGAAAGGCAAGAUAGAUCAGAAAGGCACGACAGACCAGAAGACAGACUGGAGGAGGCGGAGUCAAGCAUCUCAUCCACGUCCAAUGAGCAGGCAAAAAGCAACCAAGAACCCAAAGCUAAGAAAAGCCGUCGAUCUCAAGUCCCUGAGCCCAAAGAAGAGGAACCCGAGCCUGAGGUGGAGGCCGUCAGCUCCAGUCAAGAGAUUCAGACGAGCGUUUCCCAUCACCCCGAGCGUAUGUCCGUCUCCACCCAGACCAAAAAGUCUGGCACGUCGUCUUCCUCUUCAUCCUCGACUCCCCGCAUGAUUCACAAAGGAACGCAGACGGUCAACGAAGGCAACUGCCAAAACAUGUGCCACGACAAAUACACCAAGAUCUUCAACGACGUUAAAGAAAUGAUGAAGGCGGAGAACAAACGAGAGACGGAACGUGUUCUGAAAGAAGCUUUAGACAAGUUGCGAUCAGAGAUGGACGAAGAGAAGAGGCAGGCGGUGAGCAAAGCCGUUUCAAGCACACAAGGCGAGAUGGAUCGAAAGUGCAAACAAGUGAAGGAGAAGUGCAAAGAAGAACUGAUGGAGGAGAUGAAGAAGAUGGUAGCUCAGCAUAAACAACUUCUAUCCCAGACCAAGAAGAAGCAGUGGUGUUAUAACUGCGAAGAGGAGGCGAUGUAUCACUGUUGCUGGAACACUUCAUACUGCUCCAUUAAAUGCCAGCAGGAGCAUUGGCACGCCGACCACAAACGUACCUGUCGCCGGAAGAGAUGAGACCCACCUGGCCACGCCCACUCUCUAGACUCCUCCUCUGCAAGCCACGCUAUUGGAUAAAGCGCUUAAAUUCUUACCACCUGGAUUCGUCAUCUGUAGCCAGCAUUUAAAACCCCAGCUUUCUAAAACACUUAAACCGGGACAUUUUCCCCGAAGUGAAUGCUAACCGGGCAGCGAGUACAGGAUUUUACCCGGAGACGGUUUUAUGUUUGGAUUUUACUUUUCGUAUCUCUUUUGCUUUUAACCCUUUUAUUUGCUGGAAAACAGCCUCGCUUGCGUACAGACUAGCUAAAAUGUGAAGUACUCGUGCUCUUUUUAAAUGACUUAAUCUUAAGCUAUGUAGAUAUAUUUGACUUUUUAUAACGAGUGAAUCAUGUCAGCCUCCUGCAUUGAGUGAAGUUGGUGCUUUUAAAGUCGACGGUUGGUUUUUAUCAGUGGUUGUGAUGUGAUGUUUUUUGGGAACAGGGUUUAAAGAUGGCAUGUCAUGUCUGUCUGAAUGAUACAAUCUUCCAUUAAUGAAUAUGCACAUUUCAUGGUUACUUUUUUUUUUUUUUUUAAUAGACUUUUUCAUUUUUAAUGAGAAAACUAAAUUAUGUGCUAAUUUUGGGUCCAUUUCUGUAGCGUACGUGUAUUAGAUUUUCGCCAAGCGGGAUCUUUAGUGAGGUUCGUGUGUGUAUCCUAAUUUUUUGUGUGGUCAUAACCAAGUCCUUACAGAUGAAAUGUGAAAAUAAUGUGAUAAUCUCAUUAAAUAGCAAAAUUGAAUCAGAAAUGAGAUCAGUUUAAUUAAACAAUCAGAAAGGAUCGCUAAGGGGUUAAUUAUUAAGCAUGACCUGACAUGGCCUUCUGCACUUUGUAACCUGAGGGAAAAGUUUAAAGGGAUAGUUCACUUUAAAAUGAACAUUCUGUCAUCAUUUACUCAUCCUCAUAUUGUUCUAAACCUGUAUGAAUUUCUUGUAUGAAGAACACAAAGGUAGAUAUUUUGAGAAAUGAUUGUAAACACACAGCAGAUAGUGUCCAUUGACUUCCAUAGUAGGAAUAAAAAAUAUGAUGGAAUUUAAUGGGUACCAUCAACUGUGUGCUUUCCAUAAUUUAUCAAAGUAUUUUCUUCAUCAUUUAUCACUAUACUUCUAAAAUAUAUAUAUUUUUUCCUACUAUGGAAGUCAAUGGUCACUCUAUCUGCUGUGUGAUUACCAUAAUUUCUCAAAAUAUCAUCUUUUAUGUUCAUCAGAAAAAAAUUCAUACAGGUUUAGAAGAACAUAUGAGGAUGAGUAAAUGACAGAAUUUUCAUUUUAAAGGUGCAGUGUGUAAUUUUAAGAAGAAUCUAAUGACAUAAAUGCAAUUUUAUAUUCAUAACUAUAUUAUCAGUGGUGCAUAAAGACAUUAUAUGAUGAAUCGUUAUGUGUUUAUUAUCUUAAUAAGACGUUUUUAUCUACAUACGCCGUGGGCCCCCUUACAUGGAAGUUGCCAUUUUGUGUCGCCAUGUUUCUACGGUAGCCCCAAACUGCUGUACAGAGUCACUACUGUAUUUUGUCUUAGACAACAACAUGUUUGUCCUGUGGCGGCUACCGUAGCUUGCAAUUCACAAUCUCACGGCAAGAUGGCGCUAAAAUUUACCUUUUAAAGAAAAUUUUAGCGUAAUCUAGUGGUGAGGUUGCGAAUUGCAACCAACGGCUCAGUCCAAUGCUCACCCCUCGCUUUUGAAACACACAGAGAAGCUACGGUAGCCGCCACCAGACAAACAUGUCAUCAUCGGAGACAACUUGGUAAAAAAAAUUGUCUGUUAAGGGCUUCUGUAGAAACAUGGCAGGCCCCAAAAUGGCGACUUUCAUGUAAGGGGACCCUCAGUGUAUGUAGUUAAAAACGUCUCAUUCUAAGGUAAUAAACACAUAACGGUUCAUUAUGAAAGGUCUUUAUACACCCCUGAUAAUAGUGUUGAAUAUUAUUUUGCAUUUCCGUCAAGAGAUCCUUUUAAAAAUUACACACUGCACCUUUAAAGUGAACUAUCUCUUUAAAGGAUAGUUCACAUAGAAUAUAUACAUUUUGUUACCUAAACAUUCAUAUAGUUCAAAACCCAUUAUAAUUGGUUGUUAAAGGAUAGUUCACCCCCCCAAAAAAGCUGUCAUUUACUCACCCUCAAGCUGAUACAAACCUGUAUACAUUUCUUUGUUCUGUAAACACAAUAUAUGUGUAAUCCAGCUUAAAGCAUGAGCACCAUUGACUUCCAUUGUAUUAUUUUUUUCCUACUAUGGAAGUCAAUGGUGCUCAUAAACGGUAACACUGCUCAAAAUAUCUUCAUUUGUGAUUAGCAGAACAUCCAAAUUAAUAAAUGGGUGUAUCAACUUGAUGACAUCAUUUUCAUUUUGGGGUGAACUAUCCCUUUAAGUAUAAUAUCCAAAUUUUUCCUUAAUAUGAAAUAAAAUUAACCUGUUUUGGGUGAACUACUCUACUACUUAAACGUUUAAGUAAUGAUUGCAAUAACAAAUGUUUAAUGCAAAUGAGGUAAGUUGAGUGAUUUGUUUAGAUCUGGAAAACCAGUUAAAGGCUAUAUAGGGUGACCGAGGGCCUUUUGGUGUUUUUGCACAGACCUGUUUCUAUGUGCACCUUUCGCUCUCAAUUUCUGGAUGUGUUUAAAAUCGCAUAUUUACAUCCAGGUUUCUGUCUUUGCCCCAACCUCACUGUUGCACUACAUGUAAAUAACUGUUCGCCGCUAACCGUGACUGAUGCCGUUUGCACGUUAGCCUAUGUACAUUUCAUGAACGCAUUACCUAUGUAUUUGAUAAAAAAGGUCUGUAAAGAAAAAUAUUUGUGAUAUAACGGUAAUAUGUUCCAUUCCAGUGUGCAUGAUGAAAGCAGCUUGUGUAUACCUUAUUUUCAGAUCUACGUUUUCCAUUCUUGCGUGUCAUCGGUGAUGUCUCCUUUUGGUUUUGUGGGGUGAUUUGAAGCCACUUUGUAACUGCAAGUUAACCCUUUUAUAAAAUGUAUUUUUUAACCUUAUUUAUGCGGACAGAACAAUGACUACUGAGAAUUCCCGACACCCGGCGAGAAGUUUGCUUUAGGAACACCUGUUUUUCAUGUGCAUAUGUGGUGUAAACGUUUUCUCCUUUCUGACAUCCCUGAUGUCUUUCUGCAUUACAUUAUGUAACAGUACUAUGUAUAAAUAAACAUAUCAACCGGU
This is a messenger RNA of Misgurnus anguillicaudatus (oriental weatherfish), 5340 nucleotides long. RefSeq names its product zinc finger, MYND-type containing 11 (gene zmynd11). NCBI's taxonomy places the organism in Eukaryota, Metazoa, Chordata, Actinopteri, Cypriniformes, Cobitidae. Gene Ontology annotation, molecular function: transcription corepressor activity; DNA binding. Gene Ontology annotation, biological process: regulation of transcription elongation by RNA polymerase II; regulation of signal transduction. The record is from RefSeq and is a predicted model, not a curated record. Gene Ontology annotation, cellular component: nucleus.